AUGCCUCCGCCUCAUUUGUGUUUUUCUUUUAUUUUUGUUGAGCAGGAGGAGAAGAAACCGGAGGAAGCCAAGCCGACGCCGAAGGAGAAGAAGGACGAAUCCCCAAAGGUCGAAGAUGACAAGAAACCCGAGGCAGCGGAGCCGCCGACCCGCCGCAGGAGAUCAUCCUCAAAGUCGACAUGCAUUGCGAGGGCUGCGCUCGGAAAGUCCGCCGUUGUCUCAAAUGAGUCGAUUGUAACCAGAUUAGGUGAGGAGGAUGUGACGACGGAUUGCAAGACAAGUAAAGUGGUGGUGAAAGGUGAGAAAGCAGAUCCGCUCAAGGUUUUGGAGAGGGUUCAGCGGAAGAGCCACCGCCAAGUCGAGCUCAUAUCGUCGAUUUCGCCGCUGCCUGCGCCGGAGGAGAAAGGGACUAUGUUAUCUUAA
Molecule: messenger RNA, 423 nt
Organism: Salvia miltiorrhiza (redroot sage)
Lineage: Eukaryota; Viridiplantae; Streptophyta; Magnoliopsida; Lamiales; Lamiaceae
Product: heavy metal-associated isoprenylated plant protein 7-like
Exons: 2
Coding region: 1-423 (140 amino acids)
Molecular function (GO): metal ion binding
Source: RefSeq, a predicted model, not a curated record